Messenger RNA from Vollenhovia emeryi, 1848 nucleotides. RefSeq lists its product as uncharacterized. NCBI's taxonomy places the organism in Eukaryota, Metazoa, Arthropoda, Insecta, Hymenoptera, Formicidae. Bases 672 to 1181 code for a protein of 169 amino acids. The transcript has 4 exons. The record is from RefSeq and is a predicted model, not a curated record.
GAAUUGGCUGGAAUGGCGCGGCGGACGGUAUCGGGUCAGCGGUGGAAAAAGUGGAGGAAGCGGCGAGAUUAUUUUCUGAUAUAGAUGGAAGGCCGAGGGAGUAUUGUGGCACCGCCGCGGCGGAUGACGUGGCCCGCGCGACGCCCAGCCGAGCGCAAUCGGCCGUCGACCGCUUCGACCAGUCGCCGCUGCUCCACGCGCCUCUGAUGCGUUGCCGCGCGAGGCGGGUUCUCCGCGACGGUUCCGUGCUGCGUGUCAUUACGACGAUGCGACGUCGUUACGCAAACGGCGAGACCCUGUGAUAGGUGGGCACCAGCUUGCCCGCCGCUCUCCGUUUAGCGGGCGAACGUGCCAGUGCACGCUAACUGAAGAGGAUAAUGAGACCGGAAAGCUCCGACUUGGGAGCGUCACGCGGACACGGUGGAUCGGCCAGCGGUGAAAUCUAACGGUUUCCCAAUCGAGAGAGAUCCGCCGAUAAUUGCACGAGUAAUUGUCGAGCCUCUUAAUUCCGCGCCCGAUUAAGUUGCUCGGGCGAAGCGGCUGGGCGGUGUCUUCUGUUUUAAAUGAUUUCGUCGCUGUUAUUAUUGAAACAGGGUGUUCAAGGACAUCCGUCGUUACUGACCUAAGUAACAGUCACUUCUUGAUGGGACACGAACGACAUCGUAGAUAAAAUGUGCAACUUAAAGCCAAGUCUGCAGAUUAUGAUAUUAUGUAUCAGUAUUCUAUUACGCGUUUCACCGGCGCAGACGGAGGGUAUUUCGUGCUUCAAGUGUCUCAUGACGCUGAUGAACCCGGACGACACGGAUAAGCUCUGUUCCCAUUUCGACGGGAGCGCCAAAUUCCAGGUGUUCUGCCCGACUUCGACGCUUUGUAUGAAGAGGACCGUUCAGUACAAAUCUAAAACGUCCCUAGUGACCACCGUUCAGCGGGAUUGCGCGCCCCAGAAGUACACGUCUCACACUUACAACGACGCCGAUAGACAGUGGUACAAAAAGGUGGAGGUAAUAGAGUCCGCUUACGACGAGGGUUGCUUUAUUGGAGAACACAGAGGCGCGCCUACCGGCCCGCCCGAAUACUGUUUCUGCGGUUUCCACUUGUGCAAUUCGUCCCCCCCGCAAGUCGGGACGUUCGGCAAAAUGUACGGGACGAUAUUGGCGUUGCUAAUUGUAACAUUGUUGUAAAACUUCAUAGUUUAUCACACGCGCAAUGCGUUUCUUGGAAGGCAAAGGGGUGCAAUUCGCCGGAGAGUUUCGUGCACGCGGCGAGUAAGGCUUCGGCCGUUAAUUAUGGAAUUAAUCGCGCAGAGAUCCCUCAUGACAAAUAGCAAAUAUCGUACAAUAUAGAAAAUACGAGAGCAUAUCCUGAACGAAACCAAAAACUAACUUACUUUAUAAAGUUGCUACAUAAAAUAAUUUAUUCUUUAUUUUGUAACUUGCGAUUUUCUAUUUUCUAAUUUGGAACAAUGUACGCUAUUGAGUGAAAAGACAAGUGUCAGGAAUUAACCGAGACACUUUGGAGCAAUUUUUCUUGAUUUAUAGUAAAAGAUCUGCUGAUAUCUAUAUGUGUAUAAGCACUGCCAAAACUACCAAGACCAGUUAUCUCUAAUGUUGGCGAACAAGGCGUACUCCGUGCAUGCAAGUACUUAACAUUCAAACUCAAGCUGUGAAAGAUGUAAUGAUAUUAUCGCAUUUAAGAUAUUUAACGACGACAAAUUACAAUGUUAAAUCCCUGUACUUUAGCAGUACAAUAUUUUCGUACUGUCUUCAUAUAUUGUUGUAUAAAUUAUGCAAGUAAUCAUGUAUAGUGAUAGCGAAUUAAAGUUACCUCAAUAAAAUUUAUUUCAACGCA